CUUCCGGUAUUUACUUCCGGUUUAAAGAUUGACAAUUUUUGUGCACUGUUUAUAUUAUGAUCCGAAAAUGAGUGACACUAGUCCUGUUAAAAAGAAGGAUGAUAAAGGUGAAGUUACGGCUUCGGUGGCCUCAAAUUCCAAUGACUGUUCUCCUGGUAAAAGAACACAUUUAGAUUCAGAUAAUGAAGAUCAAGAUAAAUCUGAUCAAGAUUCUUCACCUUCGAAAUCAUCAGUUGGUGACACGCCAGAAAAGCACAAACCAUCGUCCGAUGGAUGCAGAACACCAUCUGAUUCACCACCAAACAAGAAAAAGAAAAGUGAAGAGGAAGAAGAGAAUACUCAUGCAAAGCUGAAAAAGGAAAAACAAGAAGAAGAGCGCUUAAAAAUGCAAGUACUGGUAUCUAACUUUUCAGAAGAGCAGCUCAACCGGUAUGAAACCUACAGAAGGUCAGCGUUUCCGAAAGCAGCAAUAAAAAGACUGAUGCAGAGCAUCACAGGAUCGUCUGUGUCUCAAAACGUGGUGAUCGCUAUGUCGGGAAUUUCCAAGGUGUUUGUCGGUGAGGUGGUGGAAUCAGCGCUGGACGUGCUGGAGGAGUGGGGAGACACUGGACCCCUGCAGCCCAAACACAUCCGAGAAGCAGUGCGCAGACUGAAGCACAUGGCUCUUAUACAGACAAGCAAGUCCAAGAAGGUUCUGUUCCAAUAGCUUCCUCGUGAAGGGAAAUAACUGUCUCGAGACCCCAGACAUCUACCAGCAGAACAGACUCUUUCAAAGUGGAACAAAGGAAUGUGUGUCUAUCAAAGUCCUAGAACAGUGUUCAUCGGUCUGUUAGGUACAGCAUGUGGUUCCUGUCAUAGCUGGCAUAGAGAAUGGGAGAUACUUUCCAGGUCGGCAUCCAUAGAGAUCGAGAGAAGAUAAUUUGUCGUUAUAUGAACAGACCUAGACGUUUAAGGGGAGAUGUUAGUCUUGCUCCCCUAUCACUCCCCUGAAAUCUGACCAGUCAGAGCAAUUUUUAGCUCCCCUCACUAUGUGAAUAUAUAUAUAUAUAUUUUAUAGUUCCCAAUAAUCUAAGAUAAGCAAUUAAUCACACCACUCAAUUCUUUUCAUGUUGAGGUGUAUUGAGCUAUUCACAUCAGCAGCAAGAAGUGUUUUAAUUGCACAACUCAGACAUGGGAUAUCACAUACCAUAGCCUUUGUUGUGUUUAAAUUGGAAUAAAAACAAACUGAAAAAAAAAUGUGUAUGGAUCGGUGUAUAAGCUCAAUAAAACUCUUCAGUUUGGAGCAAAAGGGAGAUAACUCUUGUGACAGAUCAGGAUGUUUGCCAGUAGCACGGUCCUGUCAUUUCAAAAUAUUUUUGUACUUAUAUCCAAUUGAGGUUCAAGCAUGCUGUCCUGGGCACACCUCAUCUAUUUUGGCUGUCUGUCCAGGACAGUGAGUUAGUUGUUAGUGAGAGAGAAGUCUGUGAGUUGUUUCUAAAACUCGCUCUGGGUGGGAGGUGGUACGGAGCUGCAAACCCAAUACUUACCAGCCGUAUGUCCGAUGGCGUAACCACACCACCACCGAGGCUGGUGUAGCAAGGUUCAAACAAUUUACUCUAAAGUGAAAACAAAUGAAUAUUCAUUCACUUGAACGAGAACAAAUGUGAUAUAACACAAGGGCUUUUACAUGUAGCCAUGUACAGGCAAUGUACCAUAUUCCAAAUGGAAGGCGACUGGAAUAACUGGUUAGUUAAGUUCAAGAUAUUUAAAAAAAAAAAAAAAAGGAAUUUGUUAACUGGAAUUCAUACAGAAUUAACUGUUACAGUGGCUUUUACCAACAGCCCGGCUCUGUAUUUAUCAAUGUACGAGACUUAUUUACAUAAUUCAAGUACCAUAUGUUGACUUAAGUAAAUGUUUGAAAAUGGAGCUAAAGUAAACAGAAGAACUGGUGACAAAAAACAAAACAAUGCUGAUUAAAAAAAUUAGUCAUUGUUAUAAAAUGGACUUUGACAUCAAAAUAUAAACAGCAAAAAAAAAUAUUUUGCACUAUUAUACAGACAAAAAAUCGAACACCAAACAAUUAAAAGUAUGUCUUGAAUAA
Messenger RNA from Gigantopelta aegis, 2080 nucleotides. Its product is annotated as transcription initiation factor TFIID subunit 11-like. Gene Ontology annotation, cellular component: nucleus; transcription factor TFIID complex. The coding region runs from base 68 to 706 and encodes 212 amino acids. The record is from RefSeq and is a predicted model, not a curated record. The transcript has 4 exons. Lineage: Eukaryota; Metazoa; Mollusca; Gastropoda; Neomphalida; Peltospiridae. Gene Ontology annotation, biological process: RNA polymerase II preinitiation complex assembly; transcription initiation at RNA polymerase II promoter. Gene Ontology annotation, molecular function: transcription coactivator activity; protein heterodimerization activity.